This is a messenger RNA of Stylophora pistillata, 1674 nucleotides long. RefSeq names its product reticulocalbin-2. Gene Ontology annotation, cellular component: endoplasmic reticulum. NCBI's taxonomy places the organism in Eukaryota, Metazoa, Cnidaria, Anthozoa, Scleractinia, Pocilloporidae. The record is from RefSeq and is a predicted model, not a curated record. Gene Ontology annotation, molecular function: calcium ion binding.
AAAGAGAGCUGGUAAUGUUUAGCUUUACCUACCACUCUUAAAGCGGCACGCAUUGCCAUGAAAUCCAUAUACACGUGUCAUAAAUUUGAACUUCGCUGUCUUGGUGUGGACAUCGCAUAAGGAACAGAGAGCUGUAAUAACUCCAAACUUAGAGCAUAGCAACGCUACAUCUGAUUGAUCGAUAUGUUUCGUUCUUGGUGCAUGAUACUACUGAUUUUAGGUAUCACUGUGAGUUUUGUUUUCACGGAAGAUGAUCAUCUAAAACCUGGACACUCAGAAGAUGAACACGACGAAGACGAACACGAUGAAGAAAUGGCAGACCAUGCAGACGAACAGAAUCCGGCUGAUGAGGAAGAAACAGAGGACGAGGAAAAAGACGACGAUAAAAUGGAAGAUGACAGCGACGAUGACGAAGAAGAUGGAAGUCAAGGAGAUGAUGAAGGAGAAGAUGAGAAUGAUCAAAGUCACCUUGAACACGACGCAUUUUUAGGAGACAACUACACUGAAUUCAAAGGGCUUUCCCCCGAGGACGCAAAAACCAAACUGGCGCAACUAAUCAAAGAUGAGGUGGAUUUGAACAAGGACGGAAUGUUGACAGAGGAUGAGAUCAGGCAGCGAUUCCACGUAACUACAAAAGAAUACAGGAAAAAAGAAGUCAUGGAAACCAUGAAACAACAUGAUGACGACAAAGAUGGGAAAGUAUCAUGGGAGGAAUUCAAAAAAGGUCAUUUCUCUGAUGACGGUAAAGAUGAAGAUGCUAAAGAACAAAUGAAAGAAGAUGAAGAAAAAUUUAAGUUUGCUGAUGAAGAUGGAGAUGGAAAGUUAGACUUGGAGGAAUAUAUGGCGUUUUAUCACCCAGGGGAUAACCCAAGAAUGACGGAGUUUACCAUCGAAGAUAGCCUCAAAAAACAUGACAAGGAUAAGGAUGGUCAAAUAUCAAAGAAAGAAUUUUUAGCUACAUUCAGUGAUGUAAAUGAUGACGCCAAAGAAGAAAUGGAAAAGGAUUUUAAUAACAACUUUGAUAAGGACAAGAAUGGUAAACUAGACAAAGAAGAGAUGAAAAGCUGGCUGUUCCCUGAUGACGACUUCUCCACUGAAGAACCUAAAACACUCAUCAAAGAAGCUGAUGAAGACAAAGAUGGUCAACUCACCAUGGAUGAGAUUAUGAAAAAUUACAAAGUCUUCAUCGAGGAUGAACCUGAAGAUUCAAGCCACGAUGAAUUAUAAACUGUGACUUUUAAAUUGGGAUAAAUCUUAAUUAUUCCGGCAAAAAAUUAGUGAAGGAUUCUACAAGAUAUUGCACUUUUUGACGAGAACUCAUAGACUAAUUCAUGACGUUUAUCCUCUUAAUUCUUGUUGAUAGUUACAAUUUGGUUUUAUUUACAGCCUUAUAGUCCAAUUGUGUCUCAUCGAUGUCUCAGCGUUUCCUCGCAUCGUUCCCGAGUAUCUUUUAUCCCUAUAUCAGACAAAAAAUAAGGAAGUGGUCUGUUCUGAAAAAAAAAAAAAAAAUUAACUACCAUUGUCUUUGUUGUCAAUUUUUCUGUAGAGGAGCCCGUGUCCGUGUGCUGAUUGGACCUGAGAUUGAGUAAAUAUUAAUCAAAUGGUGAUUGCUCCAAGUCCCCGAAAGAAUAAAUCACCGAGCAAACGAACGAAUAAACUAGCGGAUGAAUCGAG